This is a messenger RNA of Dovyalis caffra, 1260 nucleotides long. The record is from the annotation of a GenBank genome assembly. Lineage: Eukaryota; Viridiplantae; Streptophyta; Magnoliopsida; Malpighiales; Salicaceae.
AUGUCAAUCUUGGCGGGAAACCUCGCCUCCAAAAUCUCAUUAUCUCUUCAAUUUCGCGUGCCCUUUGUCCAAUUGGUAAAGAGAAACAAUGCUAUACUGUGUUUAAAAGGAAGGGAGUUUAAUAGCUCAUCGGUUCCAGUUAGAUACACUCCUAAGAGGUAUUCAAAGAGUGAUGAGAUAGAGAAUUCUUUGCCUCUGAAAGGUAAUGAAAAGAGGGUAUUUCGUAAAAACUUGGACAGUGCAAGAGGAAAUUCUGGUUUGAAUGACAAGGCAAAAGGUCAAAAGGUUAACGAGAAGAGAGUAUGUGAGAAUUCUUUGCCUGUGAAGAGUUCUGAGAACAGGCAUUUUGACAAAAACGUGGUUCGUGUAAGAGGAAAUUUUGGUUUGAAUGAGAAGAUGAAUAAUCGAAAGCAAAUAUGCAAUGAGAGCCAGUCGUUUGAUGAUGCUCGACAAGUGAUGAUUUGGAAAGCUUAUGCAUCUAUGAGGUUCCAGCUGUUACAUUCACCCACUUGCUCUAUAAUUGAAGAGACAAUCGGGUUUGUGCCAUUGGAUGCAUAUAUCACUACCAGCACUUUUCCUAUAGUCAAGCAAAAUGCUCAAGAGGUAACAGCAUUCUCACAGUUAGAAGAAAAAAUCAAUCAUGAAUUGGGGCCCACAAGUCAUCAACUCAUGGGAGAGCCUGAAGAGGAUGUUGAAGAGGGAGUAGUGCGACAAGAAAAGGAUAUUUCUAAUGAGAGCAUGAUAGUGCGUAAAAUUAUGCAAGAUGCUGAGAAGGCGGCUGUUGGUUUACUUGCGAGAAGAGCAUAUACAGCAGUCGAACUGAAAAAGAAACUGCUUGGAAAGAGAUUUGCUCUUGAUAUUGUGGAGGCAAUGAUAAGUGAUUUCCAGAGCAGAGGGUUAAUCAAUGAUGGCUUGUAUGCAGAAACAUUUUCUCGAUCUAGAUGGUCUUCCUCAACCUGGGGACCUAGGCGGAUCAAGAAAGCAUUGUCCAACAAAGGAGUGAGUGAAGCUGAUGCAGACAAGGCACUAAAACUGGUUUUUGAGGAUGAUGACUCUGAUGAACAAGAUUCAAAAGUGGGAUUGUCAAAGAUUUCUAUGGAUCAGCUAUUGGUUCAGGCUUCAAAACAAUGGCUUCGAGGUCAGGAUGUUCCCAAAGACACACGAAAAUCAAGACUCAUUCGUUGGCUUCAGUAUCGUGGUUUCAAUUGGGAUGUCGUUAAUUUUGUACUGAAGAAGCUAGAAUCUCUGCAUACCUCCUAG